AUGCCAUCAACGAACGUACCUCUUCCUUCUUUCGCAGAGCUUCGCCACUCCUUGAAUGUCCCGCCUCCGGAGCGCCAACACCGUGACAGCGCGCCUGUGCAGCCUAAUGCUAGCACACCUCCCCUCAUCACAUCUCCCCGGCCUAUAUUAAACAUCGAUCCUCAAGGAUAUCAAAUCAUCCAAGGACCACCCACUCCAGAUCAGUACUGGUGGCUGUUCCACGACAACAGGUCGCAGGGCGUCACGAAUGAAAACAGCCCGCGGGGAAACAACUACACGGUCGAUAAACCUUCAGCAGCAAUAGCAACUGAGCCCGAUCUCUGUCUUGGUCCAUCAGGGGGUUUUGCAAAGGAUCUCUAUCAUUCCAAAUCACUAAUCCACGUUUGGCUCAAGGAAAAUCAUUCUGUAUAUCUCCACCCCAUUAUGGGGGACCAACGCUCUGUCAUCCCCGUAGCUUCGACUAUUUCGUUCACCUCGACCGACCCGACCGACAGAGCACUUGGUCUUCCUGGUGUCACGAAAAAAGGGCGCAUACUGCUAUUAUUCCCCUCGAAUAGCAGUAAUGCGUAUAUAACUCACCUGGGCUUGGCUCAGGCAAUUGCGAACGGCUUUCAUGAUGUCCUCAGUCAGAGCCCCCAGCCUCGACCUGUCCACGAAAAAACCCUGAGGUUGGUUGCCCUCUACUCGACAGAUCCCUCGGGCCAGCGGUGGAAUGCGGCGUAUGCAAUUGUAAAAAUGAAGGAUUCCAAAUGA
Molecule: messenger RNA, 753 nt
Organism: Desarmillaria tabescens
Lineage: Eukaryota; Fungi; Basidiomycota; Agaricomycetes; Agaricales; Physalacriaceae
Exons: 8
Coding region: 1-753 (250 amino acids)
Source: RefSeq, a predicted model, not a curated record